Messenger RNA from Orycteropus afer afer, 840 nucleotides. RefSeq names its product SLAM family member 8 (gene SLAMF8). Lineage: Eukaryota; Metazoa; Chordata; Mammalia; Tubulidentata; Orycteropodidae. Gene Ontology annotation, biological process: leukocyte chemotaxis involved in inflammatory response; regulation of B cell differentiation. Gene Ontology annotation, molecular function: signaling receptor activity. The record is from RefSeq and is a predicted model, not a curated record.
AUGGCCAUGUGGAGUCUGCUUCUCUGGGAAGCUCUGCUUCCCACUGCAGUUACCGGGACCCAAAUCCAGGGACAGGUCGGGGGCUCUGUGCUGCUGGCGGCAGAGCGUCCCGCUGGAUUCCAAGUCCGUGAUGCCAUCUGGCGAUCUCUCUGGCCUUCAGAGGAGCUCCUGGCCACAUUUUUCCAGAACUCCUCAGAGACUCUAUACCACUCCCGCUUCCUGGGCCGAGCCCAGCUGCACAGUAACCUCAGCCUGGAGCUGCGGCCACUGGAGUCUGGAGACAGCGGCAACUUCUCUGUUCUGCUGGUGGACAAGGGGGGUCAAGCACAGACCCAGACCCUGCAGCUCAAGGUAUAUGACACAGUACCCAGGCCCGCAGUACAAGUGUUCAUCGCUGCAGCAAGAGAUGCCCAGGCCCCCAAGACAUGCCAGGUCUUCCUUUCCUGCUGGGCCCCCAACAUCACUGAUGUCACCUAUAGCUGGCGACGCGAGGGGACCAUUGACUUUGGUCUCGAGCCACAUGACCUAUUUGCAAAUGGACAAGUGCUGAGAGUUUCACUGGGGCCAGGAGACAAGAGUGUGGCCUAUUCUUGCAUUGUCUCCAACCCCAUCAGCUGGGACUUGGCCACAGUCACCCCCUGGGAAAGCUGCCACCGUGAGGCAGCCCCAGGGAAAACCUCUCACAAAGAUGUGCUGCUGCUGGUGAUGGUGCCGGUCUCACUGCUCCUGAUUCUGGCUGGUCUUCUCUCUGCCUGGCACUGUGGUCCCUGCUCAGGGAAAAAGAAGAAGGACAUCUGUGCUGACAGUGUGGCUCCAGAGACAGAGAAUCCCAUUGUGUAG